Molecule: messenger RNA, 1132 nt
Organism: Rhinichthys klamathensis goyatoka
Lineage: Eukaryota; Metazoa; Chordata; Actinopteri; Cypriniformes; Leuciscidae
Gene: gatad1
Product: GATA zinc finger domain containing 1
Exons: 5
Coding region: 268-996 (242 amino acids)
Biological process (GO): regulation of DNA-templated transcription; chromatin organization
Cellular component (GO): nucleus
Molecular function (GO): sequence-specific DNA binding
Source: RefSeq, a predicted model, not a curated record
ACAUUGGCAUAUUUCGUAUCCGGGAAGUUUUUUUUCUUAUCCUUGAUAAAACCAAACAUACGGGACCUAUCAUUCAUUGUUUUCAAAAUGAAAGAUGUCUAUUUGAGGUUAAACUAAUGAUCAAAUUUCUUCGAAUUCGCCAUUUAUUGUAGAUUUUUGGCUGUGAUCGCAUUCUUACAGGAAAAACACGACGGUUUAGUUCAGAAUUAACUUUGCAAGACCGUUGUAAACGCAACCUUGCCAGGCUGCUGCUUGUGGUCAGCAAACAUGCCUCUUGGUUUAAAACCAUGUUGUGCUGUCUGCAAGACGAACUCUUCUUCCAUGUGGAAAAAAGGAAACCAGGGGGAAAUUUUGUGUAACAACUGCACGGGUAAAAUUGUAACGAGUGGAGGAUCCGGAGCAUCUGCUUCAUCCACCAUCCAGCAGAAUAAUGGCGGAGGAAAACAGUCCAAACAGGAAAUCCACAGACGCUCCGCUCGGUUACGGAGCACCAAGUACAAAGCGCCGGCAUCUGAGAAAAAAGUCUCAACCAAAGGAAAGGGCAGACGACACAUUUUCAAAUUGAAAAAUCCUAUCAAAGCACCAGAGUCUGUGUCAACAAUCAUCACAUCAGAGUCCAUGUUUUACAAGGGUGUCUAUUAUCAAAUAGGAGAUGUCAUUAAAGUAAUAGACGAGGAUGACGGUAAACCGUAUUACGCACAGAUUCGUGGUUUCGUCCAGGACCAGUACUGUGAGAAAAGUGCUGCGUUAACUUGGCUGAUCCCAACUCAGGCCAGUCCUCGAGAUCGAUUUGAUCCAGGCACAUACAUUGUUGGCCCUGAAGAGGACUUGCCAAGAAAAAUGGAGUACCUAGAGUUUGUCUGUCAUGCUCCAUCAGAGUAUUUCAAAUCAAGAAGUUGUCCCUUCCCAACAAUACCAGUACGUCCAGAUAAAGGCUACGUCUGGACUCAUAUAGGACCAACACCUGCUGUUGCCAUCAAAGAAACUGUAGGGUGAAGUUAACCCUUAAAAUCAUUGUACAUUCAGACUGAACUGAACUUUUUUUUUUUUGCCUUUUCAGUCCUCUUUCAAAAACUGAACUGUUAUGCUUGAAUUAGGAUAUGUGAGGUAUUGGCCAUCGAAUAUUUUCUAC